AUGUCCCAAAACAGCGAGGAGACACAGAACAGCCUCCGCUCAGCCACCGUCGGCUUCGACCAUCUCUUCUCAAAUGAACUCCAGAACGCCCGCGAUGCCUUUGCGGCCACCGAUUCUCCAUUUCACCAGCUCGGUCUCGGCGCUUGCGCCUUCCUCGAGGCCGCCCUUGGGAUGGAGACAGCCUUGCUGGCUGAGGCCCAGCGUUGUCUCUCUCUUUCCGAAGCUGGCUCGAAGAAGCAGCUCAAGGCAUCCAAGUAUGCCAAACCCACCACCAGGUUCCCACCCGGCACCGAGUGGGAACUUCUUCAUUCAGAUGCCAUCAUCCUCCUUGGCCUUAAUUAUGCGUUAAGCGAAUCCUACAUGGGCUACCUGCAAUGCCUCUAUUCAUUGAAUAGGUCAACUUCUUUCUCUGCCCACUCCAAAUAUUCAAAGCUAUACAAGACUGUCUACCCGAAUGGUCUUGACAGCCUCCCUACCCCAGCUUCUUCCACCGAUCCCUCCCGCGCUCCAAGCGUGCAUUCCGCCGCGUCUUCCACGCUCUCUGUUGCCACUACUACUCAGAGCUCAAGCUCCUCCUCUACGCCGACUAGCAUAGUUUCAAAGCGCUCUGGGUUCUUCUCGCGCUUCUCUAACUCGACUCCGUCUAGUGUGAGCUCGAGCACGCUUUCCCUUCCCACUAUUGAAACCCCAAGCAACUUUGAAGUCGUCGAGGGAUCUGUUGAUGAACUUAUAUUGUCAGGCACUGCAUUCGGAUACGGAUUAUUCAACCUUGUCUUUUCCCUAUUGCCAGCGAAGAUUAGAGGUGUCGUAGGCUUCCUCGGUUUCAAUAGUGAUCGUCGACUAGCACUUCGCGCACUUGCUGUUUCCGCCGCGCACACUGAUGUACAUGGUAUCUUUGCGGGGUUGGCCCUGAUGACGUAUCACGGCGUGGUAUUAUUGCUUUCGGGAUACCAAGCGGACGAACAGCACAUUCUGCGCCAGUAUCGCACGAUUGUCGACAAGGUAUCAACGCGUUAUCCAAAUGGAUCUCUGUGGAUUUUGAACCGCGCCAAGAUUCUUCGCAUGUCUUACGACACGGAGGGUGCAAUUCAGGUCCUGCAAGAUGGUCUGAAACCAGACCGUCCAAAAACCUUUGUCCAAGCUGAUGGACUGCUGAUCUUCGAGUUGGCCUGGACGUUGCUUUCCCAGCGUCGUUACCAGGAGGCGGCGGAUGCGUUUAUCAAUAUGACAAAAAUUAACAGUUGGAGUCACGGAACCUACUACUUUAUCGCUGCCGGAUGUUAUAUCUCCUUAAAGAAUUAUGAGAAAGCGCUUGAACUGUUCGAGGCGAUCCCAGCCCUGUUGGACAAGAAAAAGAUUGGUGGGAAAGACUUGCCGACAGAAGUCUUCAUCAAGAAGAAAUUGGCGUUCUACAAGGAGAAGCAGAAGCGGCUCACUGGGUCUGAGGACAAUUAUGUCCAGUGCAUGAAGAUUAGCCCUGCUGAAGAACUCGCCAUCUUUUGGAACACACAUGCGCGUAUACCAAAGGACGUUGCUCUGGCUCACAUUGCGGAGCUCGGAAUUCUUACACCCCCUUCCACGAUAGCUAGCUCGAUAAUGUCUCCCUCAGCGGCGUCUCCCUCAUCUGCACCCGCUGCUGCUGACCUCGACACCCCCGAUGAAUUGGCGAUUCGCUCGUUACUUCUUGGUAUCUUGCAUCGCACGGCAGGGGAGUAUGCUUCAGGGCGAGCGUUCCUCGUUGAUGCGCAUGCGCGUCACUCUUCGGUGAAGGUGAGCACCUGGAUCGGAGGCGUUGCCCUGUUCGAGCUCGCAGUGCUAGAGCUGCGGGAGGCGCAGGCGCGAGUGGAAGGCGUGCCAGGACUGGACGUGCAAGCAGGCGAGACCCACGCCUCAAUGCCGAAGGUAUCGGAUGCUGAGAAGAAGGAUGUUUGGGCGGGGGCGAUGCGGGAGGCUGAGGCGCGAUUAGAGAAGGCGCUCUCGCUCGCCACCCAGCAGGUCGAUUUAUCGUCAAGACUAGACAGUCGGAUCGCAAUGUUGAAGGAUGAGAUUGCGAUGAAAAAGGAGCUCCUGGCGAGCGCUGCAUAG
This is a messenger RNA of Fibroporia radiculosa, 2085 nucleotides long. RefSeq lists its product as uncharacterized. The record is from RefSeq and is a predicted model, not a curated record. The transcript is spliced from 16 exons. Bases 1 to 2085 code for a protein of 694 amino acids. Gene Ontology annotation, cellular component: cytosol; nucleus; mitochondrial outer membrane. Lineage: Eukaryota; Fungi; Basidiomycota; Agaricomycetes; Polyporales; Fibroporiaceae. Gene Ontology annotation, molecular function: protein binding.